GGGGCGGGGGAGGUUGUGGUUCCGGUUCCGUCACCCAGACACGUGAAGGUCGGCGAGUCGGUUCUGUGCUCGCUUCGGCCCGCGUGGUCGCGCCGGGAUGGACUCCUCGUCGUCGUCUUCGGGCGCGGGUUUGAGCACCGUGGAUCCGCAGUUGCAGCAUUUCAUCGAGGUGGAGACGCAGAAACAGCGCUUCCAGCAGCUGGUGCACCAGAUGACGGAACUUUGCUGGGAGAAGUGCAUGGAUAAACCUGGGCCAAAGUUGGACAGUCGGGCUGAGGCCUGUUUUGUGAACUGUGUUGAGCGCUUUAUUGAUACAAGCCAAUUCAUCUUAAAUCGACUGGAACAGACCCAGAAGUCCAAGCCGGUCUUCUCAGAAAGCCUUUCUGACUGAUCUCAGCAUUACCUCUGUGGAAAAGUAGUUCAAGAAACGAAAAGCUGUUGAUGGGAUAACUGAAGAAAUGGUUCUGGGGGGGGGGAGGGGAAUUGGCUCCCAAGUUUCUUGGGACAUCUUGUCACCUGAGAUUGAACAAAGACCAAUUUUUAUGUAUGGGAGUUGAGAGUCAUGUGUAUUGGUUGUGUUUUUUUAAAGCUAAUCUGUGAAAAUAAUUGAGAGAUAAAUGAAAUUACGAGAUUCAUUUUACUGUAUAUGGGACUCUGCUUUCUCAAGGUCCCUUAACUGCUUUAUAUAAUUUUGAUAGUAGAAGUGCUUUCUAUAAUUUGAUAGUGGGACCACAUAGGGUAACUCUCAAUUUGUAUGGAUUCAUUUCUGAUUUUUUAAAGGAGCCUUUUGCAUCAGAAAGAGCAGCAGUGAGGAAACAACCUGGCACUGUUAACCACAAGCUUUCUUAUAGUUCAAGUUUGACUAUCGGAGCUGAAAACAAUUCUCUGGGUGUUCAUACAAUUCAGCCUUUUAGGUUGUCUUUCUCCCCAUAUCGUGGUUUACUUCAAUCCUGAAUGUAAACACGAUCUCAAGGUAGUGGCAGCCUGAGAAUCCAGAGGGCUUUAGUUAGUUAAAAAGGACUCUAGCUCCUGAGCAUAAUUCUUACUACCAGACUGGCGCAGGAGGAAGUUAAUUUACUCUGUAUAGCAGGAUACAGAACAUUCACAGAUGUGCCUAAAAAAUGAUAACAAUUUAGGCCAGUUAAAAAUGAAACAGUUUCAGGUAGACGUGCAUGCCUGACGUUAGUCAUAAAUUCAUUAACUGCAUUCUUUCGGUCACUGAAAUAAAAGCUCUGCAAGAUCAA
Messenger RNA from Microtus ochrogaster (prairie vole), 1244 nucleotides. RefSeq names its product translocase of inner mitochondrial membrane 8A (gene Timm8a). The record is from RefSeq and is a predicted model, not a curated record. NCBI's taxonomy places the organism in Eukaryota, Metazoa, Chordata, Mammalia, Rodentia, Cricetidae.